UUGAAAGUGACCCCCUCAGACUCUAGCAGAGCAGCGACGCUGACCGCACACAGCUGUUCGGAAUCAUGACAGAAGAUGACGGAUACCGUUGUCGUGGAGGGCCAAGUUAAACUUCGAGAUGGGAAAAAGUGGAGAAACAGAUGGGUCGUUUUGAGGAAACCGUCCCCGGUCGCAGACUGUCUGUCCCUGCUGGUGUACAAGGACAAAGCAGAGAGGCACAAGGGCCACCGUGAGCGCAGCUGCCUGACCCUGGGGGACAUCUGCGGCCUGGAGCUUGGCCUGAGCUACGAGGGCGUGGGCUUCACGCUGGCCAUCAUCAGCCUCACGCAGGCCGUGCUGCUGGGCUUCGACCGCAGGGAGAACCUGCUCACCUGGGACCUGCGCAUCCGCUACAGCCUGGGGGAAGCCCACAGGUUUAACGUCCAUGUCCUCCCAGGCACCAAACUAGAGAGUGGACCCGCCACCCUUCAUUUGUGUAACAACCUGCUCGUCGUCACCAGGGACCUCCCUCCGGUUGUUGCCGGCCAAUGGAAACUCUCUGAUCUGCGGCGGUAUGGAGCAGUGCCCAAUGGCUUUGUCUUUGAGGGCGGGACUCGCUGCGGCUGCUGGGCUGGAGUUUUCUUUCUUGCCUGUGCAGAGGGGGAGCAAAUUAGUUUUCUCUUCGACUGCAUCGUGCGAGGCAUCUCUCCCAGCAGGAGUCCGUUUGGACUGAGGCCUGUCCUGCCAGAAGCGGGCAGUAAACCAAGCUCGUCUGAGGAAAAGAUCCAGCAGGAGGCCAGUGAGCUGGAGAGACGUCUCAGUAGACUGUCCACCUGCAGUCGCCAGAGCAGCACAGCGUCCACCUGCAGCUACAGCACGUCUACAGCGGGGGAUGACUGCAGCAUGUCCAGCUCCUCCUCGGAGGCCAGCCACUCCGACACCAGCCUGGGCAGCCGCCUGACCCUCUGGCCCGAGUCGUCCAAGCGGCCCCCGACGCCCCUGACCAGCGCCGUGUCCUCCAGCGUGAUGGCGUCCCGCACCUCCACGGCCACCUCCAGACGCACGUUGACGCCGUCGCUGAGUGCCGAGGAGAGCCUCUACGCGGCGGUCAUGGGCGGCGCAGGCGGCGCGAUCCUCCGGCCUUCCUCGUCCGCCUCCUCGUUGAAGCUGGGCCGUGGGCGCGGGCUGAGGGACGCCGGACGCCAGGGCUCCACGGACAGUGGCAUCGCCACCACGGGCAGCCACUCGUCCUACUCCGGAAGCUUCUCCUCGUGCACGGGCAGCCUGGACAUGGCGGCGGUCGAAGCCGAGGAGUUCGGCUCCCUGCUCAGCCUGCCCCCCUCGGCCUCUGUGUCCAGCCUCCUCGGCCCAGUCGGGGUGUCCGGCACGAGAGCCAGCAUGGAGCUCAGCUCCUCCUCCUCCUCCUCCUCCUGCUCCUGCUCCGUCUCCACAGGGACCACACCCACUCCCUGGGCUCACGCUAGCAGCUCGGAGUACCAGGUGCCCCCUGUGGCCAGAGACCAAGAACUGCCAACGCCGCCACCAACACCGCAGCUCCCGUUCUAUGACACCCCGAGACGCAUCCUGCCCCCGAGCUUGCUGACCAAGGACUGGACUGGCCUCUGCGGGGCCGCUGGGGGUCAGGAUCUAGGCACAGGGCUGCGUGAGGCUCAGGCUGAGGCGGGUCCUCUGGGCCACGAGGGGGGCAGUAAGUCCACGCUGGCCUGGGCAGGCCUUCCCAAAGGCUUUCCGGUCCCUCCCCAAGCAGGCUUACCGAGCCCAAACACCUGCCCAGUGUGUAGAGGCACAAAGUGCAGCCACUUUUUUGAUACUACCUACAUCACUCAAGAGCAAUGCGUGUCAGCUAGGAAGUGUUCCACACAGGGAACAGACUCUAUGCAACAUGGUGGACUACCUGCACCUGCACCAUCGUUUCCUGAAAGGAGUCCAAGUCAAAUGUCCGCUGUUUGUCCCUCAGCUGUUGAGCAUAUGAAAGAGCCUGAAAUGGUUCCAGGAACCCCGGAGUUUGAAGAAAGAGGCCGGUAUGAACUGAUGGGCACCUACGCUCAGCUGCAGAGGAUCUCUCGAGACACGGAAGCCAGCUUGCUGGUGAAACCUCCAUUUUUCAUCGGCUCCCCGAGGCUUCUUCGGCAGGCAUCUGUGUGCGCGGAGGCAAAGGAGAACUACGAGCGGAUGGCCUUAACCUCCGAGGCACAGCGUAGAAGUGACCUUCCAUCUGGAGACGGUGGUGCAGCACUGCCAUCUCCAGUAGAUGCCACCAGAAUGCCACCAUCAGACCGGUUUCUUGGGGACGGCGUCAACUAUGUGAACAUCCCCAUCAGCCCAACGUCCAAGAGGCAGCUUCACUACAUGGAACUGGACCUGCAGGACCUCCAGGAGCCCACUGCUGCAGUCAGGGGAGGGGGCUCCACUAAAUAUGCCCAGAUUGACAUCACUGCCAUGGAGGCUGCACAGAGAGUGGGUGCACAGCACGCACUAGGACGAGAAGAACGCUUCCAGGAACUAGAGCAGAGGAAGAAAGGGACAAAGAACUGAGACACACUCACACGCACCCACAUACACACGCGCAUACACACACACACGCGCACUCAAACGGUUCCUCCAAUAUUCAGCACUGUCUCUACUGGUCUGAUUAGUAGUAGAUCCCUAGACACACUGCCUUCAGGCUGGCGGUGCUGUUGGGAGAUACAGAGAUAGAAAUGUGUGUAGCUUAUUAGAGCCUAAUCAAUUGCAAUUUGCUCAUAGAAAAAAGGAAGAUAGACAUAUUUACAGGGCAAAAGGUGCAUAAAUGCAUAAAAGUUGCAUGAGCUUUGAUGACGAUAAAGAAUCUUCCAUCUACAUAAAGAAUCUACAUGUACAUUUUAACACUAAUCGUGAGGAAAAUGUUACACAUUUAAGAGAUGUUCUUAAAACAUUUAUUAGUGAAGCUUUUAAAUAGCUGUGAACAACCUUAGGUAGCCACUGGACAUAUAUUUACGCGGUAAUGGUCUGCUGAUGAGUUAAUAAUGACUAGCUUUCCGAUGGGAAACUGAAGGCACUGAAGUGCAUGUAUUAAAAUUACCACAAGGCCUGAGGCCAGACAAGCGCAGCCUUCAAAUUAAAGAUGCUAAAGAGAGACAUGCAAGACCUUUUAUGCUGCUGUGAUCUCUUCAAUCAUCUGAGCUUUCCAAGACUCAUUUUAGCCUUAAGCGCUGUUUUUACAUACAACUUUUUAUACAAUCACGUCUGUACUUUACAGAGACAAACAAUCCAAUGGUGUAGUAGAUUAUGUAGUAUGCCUGUGAGUAUGUGUGAAGGGUCGAGGAUUAUAAUAUUAUUCAUACUUUUUGUACAGUGAACAUAGACAGCAUUGUCAUAUAUGCAGUUGCAUGGACUGAAACAAUACUCGUUUAUAUAAAAAAACACCAAUAUUAAUGAUUCAAAGUGUGUGCUGGAAUCUGUAUCUAUCUUUUAGGCCAUAAAUUCCAAUGUUUAUAGUUAUUAUUUAUAGGAUUGAAAGAUUGCAUUACAUGGAUGAAUGAGCAGUGUCUAUGUGAGGAAGGAACAUAAACCGCAUAGACUGAAUGCUUUUUAGGUGACCAAUUCCGACUUGGACAUUUGAUUGGUGCAGAACUGUGUACAGUUAACUAUACAAGCUGUAUAUUUACCUUAUAUUCUCACAAAAUAUUUUUAUUGUAUUAAAGAUUAUUUAGCUAUAACCAUUGUAUAAGUGUUGUGUUUUAGUAUGUACCAACCACUGAAUUAAUCACAAUAAAUACAUUUUAGUCUG
Alosa alosa (allis shad) is the source of this 3769-nucleotide messenger RNA. It is a transcript of the gene dok7b, whose product is annotated as docking protein 7b. NCBI's taxonomy places the organism in Eukaryota, Metazoa, Chordata, Actinopteri, Clupeiformes, Clupeidae. Gene Ontology annotation, biological process: positive regulation of protein tyrosine kinase activity; neuromuscular junction development. The transcript is spliced from 15 exons. The record is from RefSeq and is a predicted model, not a curated record. The coding region runs from base 76 to 2535 and encodes 819 amino acids. Gene Ontology annotation, molecular function: protein kinase binding.